Molecule: messenger RNA, 381 nt
Organism: Cladophialophora yegresii CBS 114405
Lineage: Eukaryota; Fungi; Ascomycota; Eurotiomycetes; Chaetothyriales; Herpotrichiellaceae
Product: large subunit ribosomal protein L19e
Exons: 2
Coding region: 1-381 (126 amino acids)
Biological process (GO): translation
Cellular component (GO): ribosome; cytosolic large ribosomal subunit
Molecular function (GO): RNA binding; structural constituent of ribosome
Source: RefSeq, a predicted model, not a curated record
AUGACGCACAGAGUCACGGGCUACUUGAGGAGGAGCAAUUUACUGAUGGAUGUGGUUUUAUACAGCCAGGUACUCUGGAUGAGACGCCUUCGUGUUCUCCGACGCCUUCUUGUCAAGUAUCGUGCCGCUGGCAAGAUUGACAAGCACCUCUACCACGAGCUCUACCAGUUGAGCAAGGGUAACACAUUCAAGCACAAGCGUGCAUUGGUCGAACAUAUCCACAAGGCCAAGGCCGAGAAGCAACGUGAGAGAGUCCUCAAGGAGGAAAUGGAUGCCAAACGUGCGAAGACGAAGGCUGCUCGUGAGAGGAGGCAGGAGCGCAUCCAGACAAAGAGAAGCGCUUUGGCUGGUGACGCCGAGGAGGAGACCAAGGCUGAGUAG